Molecule: messenger RNA, 981 nt
Organism: Lolium rigidum
Lineage: Eukaryota; Viridiplantae; Streptophyta; Magnoliopsida; Poales; Poaceae
Product: probable ubiquitin-like-specific protease 2B
Exons: 8
Coding region: 1-981 (326 amino acids)
Biological process (GO): proteolysis
Molecular function (GO): cysteine-type peptidase activity
Source: RefSeq, a predicted model, not a curated record
AUGCCCCGCAGCAGCCGCCGCAACCCGGAGCCGGAUGUCGUCGACCACGGCAGCGACGACGACGGCAACGUCGACGGUAAGCGCGCGAUCAACCAGCACCUGGUCUCUUCCCUUUCCCUCGGCUUGAUCGAUCUGCUCGUUGCGGUGGUCGUGCAUGGGCCGUGGGCGUCCCCGCGCGUCAUCUUCUUCUUGUUCCAAAACAAGUGCUCUCAAACAAGCACGGGCCAGGAAGCAAAGACAUCGUGGAGCUUGAAGAAUGCAUCACCCUCCUUUCACCUCCCCCCAAACAAAAGGUCUAGCAGAAGGCACAAAACAAGUAAAGACAAGUUGGACACUGAAAUUUUUGAAAUGUGCAUGGAGGACGUUUGGACAUGCAUAGAUCCGGAAAAGAUGACCGAUUAUGCAUAUUUUGAUUCAUUGUGGUUUAAUAUCUACACAAAUGAGAAUGAUAAAUCGAAUGUCCUCAGAUGGAUAAAAGCUAAGAAAAUAUUCACAAGACGUUAUGUAUUUGUCCCUAUAGUUGGUUGGGGUCACUGGAGCGUCCUUGUGUUGUGCAAUUUUGGCGAGACAAAGUACUUGGGUACUGAAAAGGGACCACGUAUGCUGCUACUUGAUUCUCUUAAAACCAAAAGGCCGACGAGACUGCGAACAGCCAUCAACAGAUUUGUUGUUGAUAUUUUAAAAAACGAAGAGCGGGAAGAGAUAGAGCAGUUCAUAAACGAAGUUGAGCUUGAGUUUCCUGAGGUACCACAGCAAAGUGGGGAUGAAUGUGGUAUAUAUGUUCUUUACUUUAUCUACUGUUUUCUCGUAAUCGAAGAAAUGGGUGAAGAUUUGAGCAAGCUGGUGCUAAAGUUUUUCUUCAUCUGGCUAUUUCGUUUUAAGGAUGCCUUGUUUGAUCCGGAGGAGCUAAAGAACCUAGAAGACAUCCGCAAUGAUAUCCAUGCGUACCGAGAGAAAAGGGAUGCCAAAAUUGCAGAGUAG